GCCUGGCUGGGGACCGCGCCGGGCUCCGGGACCUGGAGGGGACUCUCGGGCCGGCCCGGGGCAGCAUGUGACUCCGACCAGGAUUCAGCCCUGAUGGAGGCUGAGGAGUCUGAACAUGGAGCAUCCUCACCCAUCCCUGCCCUAGAAGAAUUUAGAGCUAUCCCUGAACCUAUCAUGAGGAGCAGUCAGAUCCCUGCCUUGGAUCCCGAAGCUCAAGAAGGCCAAGAUCCAUCCUAUAAGUGGACAGAUGGACACAGACCCUUGAUGAACCAGGCAAACAAGUUAAGGGACAUGAGUGACCACGCACUUGAUAGCAUGACAUUUUUCUUCAAUAAAGGUUCUUCAGAUGUGGAGAGAAGCCAGGAAAUCCUUGUGGCUGAGGCCUGUGUUGCUCCAGACCAGCAGAAAGUGGUACCCCAGAAACUUGAAGACAGACUGUCAAAAACAAUAGCUGCCCCUGAUUUCUUGGCUUGUGAUGUACAGGAUGAAUGGCUGGAAAUAUCGAGCAAACUAGACAGCAGAGUGGAGGCAGAACUGCAGCCAGACCUCAAGUCUUUGACAUUGGCAGUUAGCAAAGCAGAAGAAGAGGAAGAAACUUCUUCAGACAUCUCAAUCCGUAGAGGACUUCGGCCUCCCUGUCAAAAGCACCUUGGUGAGCCUGAUCAGUGUGAGGGCCAUGGAACUGAACUGCUCAGGCAGGGAAAACAGCUGCUGUUGGAGGACACACAAGAACAUCAAGGGCAAGAAGGCCUCCUCCAACCUCAAGAGGCCCAGGGACUGGAGGAGCAGGAAGGACAGGAAGUAGAAAUUCAGGAGGAAGGAACUCUGAGGGAAGAUAUUUGUUUUGAUGGGCUUCUGGGGGAUCAGGAAGAGGUGGGAGAGGAGGUUAAUGGUAAUGAGGAGGAAUGGAAGCAGGAACAGGUCCAAAACCAUAUGCUGCUUGGAGGACGACGGGAAAGUCGGGGGCUCAGUGGUGAAUUAGACGGUGUGAAUUAUAGUGAGUGGGGUCAAGAGGACAGGGAAAGGAGGGUUUGGGAUCAGAGAGAGACAGAAGAGGAGGGACAGGACAGGAAAUCAAGGGAGAUGGAAGAGAGGAGUGUUGACUCUCAGAAUGCAGAGGGUCAAAGGUUAGUAGAGAUAUCAGAGAAUAGAAGUAGAAAGCAGGAAGAUCAUGAUCAAACAGAAAAAGUGAUCCCACUAAGGGACCAAAAGGAGACUGUAGACUCAGGUGACAGGGAACAAGGGCACUGGGAAAGGGGUGGACAGGCAGCAGUGGAAGGGAGGAGAACAGGAGAGGACAGGCAUUGUCCUCCAAAGGCUCUGGUAGCUCCUGAGGUUCUCUCUCCAGGGACAUUGUUUGCAGAUGUCUCUCACUCUGUGGCUGACACUAGGCAGCUUCAGCGGGAGCCUGUGCCUGAGGAACCAAUCCCCCAAGCUCUGCUUCCUGCACUGGAGCCAAAAGAAUGCUCUCACCCACCCAUUUCUUCACCUGCCUCUUUUGCUACUGAAGAAUCCCUUGAUAAUUGGACUCACAACAGCCAGCAAGAAGGAUUCAGGCUGAGUAAGGAGACAGUGUCCAUCCAGGGGACUGAAGUUGCCUCUGUUAGUAUAUCUGUGACUCCUCCAGGGACACAAGAUUCACCCCCGCUCAGUCCUGCCAAAGUCUUCCCCAUCACUACUACCUUGUCACCUGUUAGCUCUCCAGUUGUCCUUCCUGGAAAGGAGACCCUAGCAGCCUCUUUCUCAGCUGACACUCCAACUCAUUGUGAGACUCCUCCAGUACCUGCAAAACUCAACAAGGACUCAGGCUUCACCUCUGACAAGGCCAGCCCUCACAGCCCUCCCAACAGCUGCAAUGGAGUCAGCCAACAUCUAAGAAGCAACUCGUUCCCAGGAUCCCACAGGACAGAGCAGACCCCAGGCUUUGUGGGAAUGUCACUUUCUUCCUCUCAUUCAGAAUUACCGCAGAGGCCCCCCAAACCUGCCAUCUGUGCCUCUGUGAUUCCGAGAAGAGACAGAAGAAGUAGGGAUGGUAUCAUCUUUUCAGAGUCCUCUGCUGCUGUUUUCGCUUUGAGACAGGACUCUGAAGAAGACCCUUCCAAUCCGGAGAGGCCCAGCAGUCCUCAUGGCAGUCAGCCGUGGGGCUCCCCACAGAACUCAGCCUUUGCCAUAGGCUCUCCUGCGAAUGAUUCUUCUCCACUCCCUGUCUCCAUGGAUAUAAGGGUACAUGAACCUCUUCCCCCUCCUCCCCCACGAAAGAGACAUAGCUACAGCUGCAUAGUCGAGAGAGAUGGCCUUCUUCAUACAGUAGCUCCUACCCUGAAGCGGCACAGUCAUCCUCCUCCAUUGACCAUAAGUUCAGGGUGCCAUGGAUCUCCUAAAGGCACGUUCCCACUAGUUCCUGACUCUGUUGUGGCAAGGCAGCGCCGACCUCUGCCGUCCACCCCAGAAAGCCCUCACCACACUCAGACCUCCAUCCCCUCCAGAAUAAGAUACAACAAACCAUUACCCCCAACUCCUGACAUGCCUGAGCCCGGCCAGUCUCCCAUCUCUUCCUCUAAUAUCGCAAGGAUGUACAGGCCUCUACCCCCAGUCCCCAUCAUAGACCCUUCCCCUGAACCACCCCCAUUACCUCCAAAGUCCAGGGAGAGAAGCAGGAGUAUCCAGGGAGGAGUUACACAUUCGAGGGGUCAAGCAAAUCCGAGACCCACUGGCCAAGACUGGACGGUCUCCACUCUCUCAGUUGGACGGACCUCCUGGCCUCCGGCCACAGGCAGAUCAACAGAAUCUUUGGCUCCCACCAAUAAAAGUAAUAGUGAAAUGUCUGCUGGCCUGGCUUUCAGCAACAUGACAAACCUUCUAAGUCCUUCUUCUCCUACCACUCCCUGGAUCCCUCAGCUUCAGAGACCCACCAGCAACGAUGAGGCAGAGCUCACUGAAGAGUCUGAGCCUCCAGUGAGAGAACCAUUUAGAAGCUCAGCCCCUCAGGAGGGAUUGAGUGACACAAGGAGUUCAGCUUUCGGACCAAGAAAGCAGUCAGAAAAACCCAUCCACCACCAACUGGAGAAGGCAUCCAGCUGGCCACACAGGCGGGAUCCAGCGAGAACAUCAGAGGGUAGCACUGGACAGGUUGUUCCUGGCCAAGCAUCCAACAAGCACAAGGGCUGGAGCCGGCAAGGCCUGCGCAGACCUUCUAUUUUGCCUGAGAGCUCUUCAGAUGGAAGAAAUCUAGGUGAGGGAAGACCUCCUGGCUCUUCAGAUUCUGUUGUUUUCCGGGAGAAGAAACCAAAGGAGGGGAUGGUGGGUCCCUCAAGACGUCGCUCCAAGUUCAUCAACCACGCCCAGAUACUUUAUCAGGAGUACAGCGAUGAUGCUCUGAACAAGGAGAUUCAGAGCCAGCAGCGGCUGGACAGCCUGGCUGAGGCACCUGGGAUCUAUUCCCCCCAGCAGCGUCGAAAGGCACUGGUCUCUUCCGACUCCUACCUCCAGCGCCUCUCCAUGGCCUCCAGUGGCUCGCUCUGGCAGGAAAUCCCUGUGGUGCGCAAUAGCACAGUGCUGCUCUCCAUGACCCACGAAGAUCAAAAACUACAAGAGGCCAAGUUCGAGCUGAUUGUGUCAGAAGCGUCUUACCUGCGCAGUCUAAACAUAGCUGUGGAUCAUUUCCAACAUUCAUACCAACUGCGGGCCACCCUGUCCAACCAGGAUCACCAGUGGCUCUUCUCUCGUUUGCAGGAUGUACGAGAUGUCAGCACCACGUUCCUUUCAGACCUAGAAGAAAACUUCGAGAACAACAUCUUCUCCUUCCAAGUGUGUGAUGUUGUCUUGGAUCAUGCCCCAGACUUUCGCCGAGUCUACCUGCCUUAUGUCACCAACCAGACCUAUCAGGAACGCACCUUCCAAAGCCUCAUGAAUAGCAAUGGCAGUUUCCGAGAUGUCUUGGAGAAGCUGGAGAGCGAUCCCAUCUGCCAACGCCUGUCUCUCAAGUCCUUUCUGAUACUGCCCUUCCAGCGUAUCACUCGUCUCAAGCUGCUGCUCCAGAAUAUUCUGAAGAGAACCCAGCCUGGCUCCUCGGAAGAGGCAGAGGCCACAAAGGCACACCAUGCCCUGGAGAAGCUGAUCCGAGACUGCAACAACAACGUGCAGAGCAUGCGGCGGACAGAGGAGCUCAUCUAUCUGAGCCAGAAGAUCGAGUUCGAGUGCAAAAUUUUCCCACUUAUUUCACAAUCUCGAUGGCUGGUGAAGAGUGGGGAGCUGACGGCCCUUGAGCCCAGUGUCUCCCCAGGGCUGAGAAGGAAAGUGACUACUCGUCCAGUCCACCUUCAUCUCUUCAAUGACUGCCUGUUGCUGUCCCGGCCCCGAGAGGGCAGCCGGUUCCUGGUAUUUGAUCAUGCUCCAUUCUCCUCUGUCCGAGGGGAAAAGUGUGAAAUGAAGCUGCAUGGACCUCACAAAAACUUCUUCCGCCUCUUUCUGCAGCACAAUGCACAGGGCAUGCAAGCUGAGUUCCUCUUCUGCACUGAGACUCAAAGUGAAAAGCUUCGGUGGAUCUCUGCUUUGGCCAUGCCCAGAGAAGAGUUGGACCUGCUUGAGUGUUACAACUCCCCACAAGUUCAGUGCCUCCGUGCCUACAAGCCCCGGGAGAAUGAUGAGUUGGCACUAGAGAAGGCGGAUGUGGUGAUGGUGACUCAGCAAAGCAGCGAUGGCUGGUUGGAAGGUGUGAGACUCUCAGAUGGGGAGCAGGGCUGGUUCCCUAUCCAACAAGUAGAGUUCAUUUCGAACCCAGAGGUCCGCGCUCAGAACCUCAAAGAAGCCCAUCGAGUCAAGACUGCCAAACUACAGCUGGUGGAACAGCAAGUCUAACUGUCCUUGGAGAGAAGUCUUCUGAGCUAAUGAACAAGCAUUCCUGGAGAUGGCUGGCCCCGGAAACCUGCUGCAGAGGCCUUCUGUGGACCAGGAACUUGGUCUUCUGAAAGUCCGAGGGCUAGCUCAGUCCCUUGCCCCAGUAAUUCUUCACAUUUUGUGCUUGGUAGAGAAUAUUGAGUGACUUCACACUGGAUUCUGGGAUCCUUUCUUCAUAGGAAAAGGGGGCUUGAGCCUAGGCGGUGUGCUCGCCACUACCAGAUGGCGCUUGUACCUCGUCUGCUGCCACGGUGCAGAUUCAGAGCUGGCCGGAUGUGAGGGGUGGACACAUGUUACCAUGUUACUGGACGGACCUCAGCUCACUCACUGGAGGGAGGUGUAGUGGGAAUUAGCACAUCAGGUGGGAAGGUGAACCUGGUGCCUUCUAGGGUAUCUUCCAGUCCAGAGAUUCUCCUCAGUGCAUGCGCCCCUGAGGUCUUUGUUUCUUGGUGGCAAUGUGAGGGUGGCAUUCUCUCACUUUAAUAAACUUGGCACUUCUCUGA
Molecule: messenger RNA, 5399 nt
Organism: Psammomys obesus (fat sand rat)
Lineage: Eukaryota; Metazoa; Chordata; Mammalia; Rodentia; Muridae
Gene: Arhgef5
Product: Rho guanine nucleotide exchange factor 5
Exons: 15
Coding region: 94-4857 (1587 amino acids)
Biological process (GO): intracellular signal transduction; activation of GTPase activity
Cellular component (GO): cytoplasm; nucleus
Molecular function (GO): guanyl-nucleotide exchange factor activity; protein binding
Source: RefSeq, a predicted model, not a curated record